CUCCGCCCCGCCCACCGUAGCUGCGCCCGGCUCUUCCCACCGGCUCCCCGCUGCAGGCCACGGCCGAGGGGCGGGGCGGCCGGGAGGAACCGCGUUCAGGAGCGGGAGGGAGAUCCGCCGCCGAGUUAAGGGAAAGUUGGUCCAAGUUCCCGGGAGUUUCCCCGUGUGGUACCCCGCGUUCGGCCGGCUGCUCCCGGGCUCCUUUCCUCCCUACGGCCUUCACGGUCCAUUCGGCCCCUCUUUCUGCCACCGGCCGCCAUGGAGCAGCCGCCGGCGCCCAAGAGUAAGCUAAAAAAGCUGAGUGAAGACAGUUUGACUAAGCAGCCUGAAGAAGUUUUUGAUGUAUUGGAGAAGCUCGGAGAAGGGUCUUAUGGAAGUGUUUUUAAAGCAAUACAUAAGGAAUCUGGUCAAGUUGUUGCAAUUAAGCAAGUACCUGUUGAAUCAGAUCUUCAGGAAAUAAUCAAAGAAAUUUCCAUAAUGCAACAAUGUGACAGUCCGUACGUGGUGAAGUACUACGGCAGUUACUUUAAGAACACAGACCUCUGGAUUGUGAUGGAGUACUGUGGAGCCGGUUCCGUCUCAGACAUAAUCAGAUUACGGAACAAGACAUUAACAGAAGAUGAAAUUGCAACUAUUCUAAAAUCCACAUUGAAAGGAUUAGAAUAUUUGCAUUUUAUGAGGAAAAUACACAGAGAUAUAAAAGCUGGGAAUAUUCUCCUCAAUACAGAAGGACAUGCAAAGCUUGCAGAUUUCGGAGUGGCUGGCCAGUUAACCGAUACAAUGGCAAAACGCAACACUGUAAUAGGAACUCCAUUUUGGAUGGCUCCUGAAGUAAUUCAAGAAAUAGGUUACAACUGUGUGGCUGACAUCUGGUCCCUUGGCAUUACUUCUAUAGAAAUGGCAGAAGGAAAACCUCCUUACGCUGAUAUACAUCCUAUGAGGGCUAUCUUUAUGAUUCCUACAAACCCACCACCAACAUUCAGGAAACCCGAACUUUGGUCUGAUGACUUCACCGAUUUUGUGAAAAAAUGCUUAGUGAAGAGUCCUGAGCAGAGAGCCACUGCAACACAGCUGUUACAGCAUCCUUUUAUCAAGAAUGCAAAACCCGUGUCGAUAUUAAGAGACCUGAUCACAGAAGCCAUGGAAAUCAAAGCCAAGCGGCAUGAAGAACAGCAGCGGGAGGAGGAGGAGGAGGAGAACUCGGAUGAAGAUGAGCUGGAUUCGCACACUAUGGUGAAGACUGGUUCGGAAAGUGUCGGCACAAUGCGGGCCACCAGCACGAUGAGCGAAGGGGCCCAGACGAUGAUUGAACAUAACAGCACCAUGUUAGAGUCGGACCUGGGGACCAUGGUUAUAAACAGUGAGGAGGAGGAGGAGGAGGACGGCACUAUGAAGAGAAAUGCAACGUCACCCCAAGUACAAAGACCUUCUUUCAUGGACUACUUUGAUAAGCAGGACUUCAAGAACAAGAGUCAUGAAAAUUGUGAUCAGAGCAUGCGUGAGCCAUGCCCUAUGUCAAACAGUGUUUUUCCUGACAACUGGAGAGUUCCUCAAGAUGGAGACUUUGAUUUCUUAAAAAAUCUCAGUUUAGAAGAACUGCAAAUGCGGCUAAAAGCACUGGAUCCCAUGAUGGAACGAGAAAUAGAAGAACUGCAUCAAAGGUACAGUGCGAAAAGACAGCCCAUCCUGGACGCCAUGGAUGCAAAGAAGAGGAGGCAGCAGAAUUUCUGACCAGACUCCCUCUGUCUCAGUGUGACCGGAGACCAGGCAACCACAAGAAUUGAGGGAAUUGUAAUACUUUUUAAUCCCUAAAAUGUAUAUUCAACAAUUUUUAAAACUCAAAAAUGAUGGUACACACCUAGAUAAACUUCCCAAAAGCGAACUUUACAGUUGUCUCCACUGUAACAUCGUGUUGAAAGGAUGACAACCAUACUCAUGUACACUUCUCUCUCUGCCAGCCACUAACCUGCGACAAAACCAACCUAAAAUCAGAGCUGUGUGUGGAGACGGUGGGAGUCCAAAGCUGUUGCUUAGUUCAUGGCGCAGCACUGGAGGGCUUUGUGUUACGAUGUUCUUCAUGCCUAUGGAGAAGCCUAUUUAUUGACCCCCCCCCCAGGUAGACUUAUUUAUUUAUUCAGUUUCACUUUUUUGGUUUUUUUUUUUUUUUUUUUAAGACAAGAUCAAGAUAGUUUUGGUGAAUGUCCAGAGACAUUGCAGAUUAUAACACACAACCAAAUUGUACACUAAGCAGGGAGCUCUGGGUGUAUUCCUUCAUCUCCAGUAGAAACAAAGCUGUGACUGCCAUAAUGUCCAAAUGGACCAGACAUUUUUAUACUGAAGAUUUAAUACCAUUUUUACCUUUUGAAGUAGCAGUUCUUGAUUUUGAUAUUGGUUUAAAAAAAAAAAAACUAUAUAUACAUAGGUCAAAAAGAGUACAGUGUAAAACCAAAGAAAUCAACGAAUUCUUGCACAAAAAAAAAGUGUGGGAAAUAUUUUUAAAGACAUGAAACCUGAGAAGACAGUGUGAUUGUUAAUGUUUCUUUUAUUGGUCUGCAGUGACCUCCUCAAGUUUAUCUGUGGUAGUAUGCUCUGUCACAGGACUUCUUGUUGAUUUCACUAUUUCCUGGGAAUUGGGAAGCAUCAUGUAUCUGACAAUAAAACUGUAAAAACCAUUUAUACUAAACUGUGUGUCAUUAGGGCCUAAGAAAGUAUUAAAAAAAGCAUUAGAGAAAGACUCGUUUCUGAGGAACAUUAGCAUUUGUGUAAUUGACCUGGGACCAGUCACUUCCUGUACUACACAAGGCCAUUUUGUCAGUGUGUGUGUUCUUUUAUGUGUUAAUUACUAUGUAUGCAUCACAAAGACAAAUAAAUUCCACUGUGCCACCCA
This is a messenger RNA of Arvicanthis niloticus (Nile rat), 2887 nucleotides long. RefSeq names its product serine/threonine kinase 3 (gene Stk3). The record is from RefSeq and is a predicted model, not a curated record. Gene Ontology annotation, molecular function: ATP binding; protein serine/threonine kinase activity. Lineage: Eukaryota; Metazoa; Chordata; Mammalia; Rodentia; Muridae. Gene Ontology annotation, cellular component: cytoplasm. Gene Ontology annotation, biological process: protein phosphorylation; signal transduction; protein tetramerization.